GCCUGUGGUCCUUGCCUGUGUGUGCGCCUCUGUCCCCGCCUCCUGGCCACCUCAGCCCAGGAGCCAAGGAGGGAAGCUGAGCGGCCGAGGCUCCCGCUGCUGCCUCUGCUCCAGCCAGGAUGUGGCUCCUGCACACUCUGCUCUGCGUGACCGGCCUGGCUCCUGUGGCCGCCUUCAACGUGGAUGUGGUCCGGACCUGGGUGACUCCCGAGGGAGGCGCCCCCUACGUGCUCAGCUCCCUUCUGCACCAAGACUCCAGCACCAACCAGACCUGGCUUCUGGUCACCAGCCCCAGUACCAGCGGGACUGCAGAGCCCCUGCAUCAAUGUUCCCUCGUCCACGAUGAGCUCCGUUGCCACCCAGUUGAGCAUGUCUCCAUCCCAAAAAGGAGGUACCGGGGCGUGAUAGCUGUCCGGAACCAGCAUGGUGUUUUGAAUCUCCUGGAUCCCGAUGCCCAUGUGGAUGCUGGAGUCUGCUCCAGGAACAAAGAAGGCAGCACGGAGAACAGAGCCAGGCAGCGCCGGGCUCUGAAGGUGGAGGAGGAGGAAGAGGAGGAGGAGGAGGAGGGAGCAGGUACCGAGAUCGCCAUCAUCCUGGAUGGCUCAGGAAGCAUCGAUCCCCCAGACUUCCAGAGAGCCAAAGAUUUCAUCUCCAACAUGAUGAAGAACGUCUAUGAGAAGUGCUUUGAGUGCAGCUUUGCCCUGGUGCAGUACGGGACAGUCAUCCAGACGGAGCUUGACCUUCAGGACAGCCAAGACGUGACGGCCUCCCUCGCCAGAGUCCAGAACAUCACUCAAGUGGGCAAUGUCACCAAGACUGCCUCUGCCAUGCAGCAUGUGCUGGCAUCUGUGCAGGUGGGAGAUGCAUUUAAGAAUAACAAGACCUAUGAGCAACUGAAGCUGAUUGCCUCAGAGACCCCUGAGGCCCACGCCUUCAAGGUGACCAACUACAUGGCGCUGGAUGGGCUGCUGAGCAAAUUGCAGCAGAGCAUCAUUCGCGUGGAAGGCACGGUCGGAGACGCCCCCCACUACCAGCUGGCACAGGUCGGGUUCAGCGCCCAGAUCCUGGACGAGGGACAGGUGCUGCUCGGAGCUGUCGGGGCCUUUGAUUGGUCGGGGGGUGUGCUGCUCUAUGACACAAAUAACUGUCGGGGCCAUUUCCUGAACCAGACAGUGGUGGAUGCCAAGGCUGCGCAAUAUGGUUACCUAGGUUACUCGGUGGCUGUGCUGCACAAGCCCUCUGGCCUCGCCUAUGUGGCGGGGGCUCCACGGCACAGGCAGAGAGGGGCUGUGUUUGAGCUCCAGGAGGGCAGAGAGACUGACUUCGUGCCAGUGCUGGAGGGCGAGCAGAUGGGGUCCUAUUUUGGCUCUGGGCUGUGCCCUGUGGACAUUGACAUGGAUGGGACCACGGACUUCUUGCUGGUGGCGGCUCCAUUCUACCACAUUCAAGGAGAGGAGGGCAGAGUCUACAUGUACCGUGUGAACAAGCAGGAUGGUUCCUUCUCCUUGGAGCGCGAGCUGAUCGGGCAUUCCAGGUUAAUAUAUGCCCGAUUUGGCUUUGCCAUGGCAACGGUGGGGGAUAUCAGUCAGGACAAGCUCACAGAUGUGGCCAUCGGGGCCCCCCUGGAGGACUUUGGAGCAGAUGAUGGCGCAGGUUUUGGCAGCGUGUACAUCUACAACGGACGUUCUACCAACCAGCUGGUUAACCUCUCUACCAGCUGGUCACAGAGGAUCAGAGCCUCAGCAGUGGCCCCAGGACUCCACUACUUCGGCAUGUCUGUGGCCGGUGGCUUGGAUUUCAGUGGCGACGGCCUUGCUGACAUCACCGUGGGCGCUCUGGGCCGGGCAGCUGUGCUCUGCUCAAGACCUGUGGUUCCUCUGAAGGUGUCCAUGAACUUCGCCCCCAACGCACUGCCCAUUGGCUUCAGCGGCAGCGUGAAUGCGUGUUUGUGUUUUGAAAUCAGCUCUGAGACCACAGCUGCCAAGUCAGGCCUCAGAGAGACCGCUCUGAACUUCACACUGGACCUGGAUGUGAUGAUGCCGCGGAAAAGGCUGCAGUGCUCGGACGAGAGGGCGUGUCGGGGCAGCCUCCGGGACUGGGACGCUGGGCCCCAUCUCUGCAAGCCUUUCCUGCUCAUCCCCACAGAGGGGCAGCUCUGUCAGGAGGACUGCUUCUCCAACAUCAGCAUCAGGGUCAGCUACCAGCUCCAGACCCCUGAGGGCCGGAGGGACCACCCCCAGCCUGUCCUGGACUUAUACACUGAGCCCUCCACCAUCUUCCAGCUGCCCUAUGAGAAGGCCUGCAGGAAUAAGCUGUUUUGUGUCGCAGAGUUACAGUUGGCCACCACCGUCUCUCAGCAGGAAUUAGUGGUGGGUCUCACAAAGGAGCUGACCAUGAACAUCACUUGUGAGGAAGACAAGGACAAGCCGCCUUCUCCAAACAUUCAGUGUGAUGACCCUAAGCCAGCGGCUUCGGUCCUGGUCAUGAACUGCAAGAUUGGGCACCCCAUACUCAAGAGGUCAUCUAUAACCCUUUCAUUAGCUUGGCAGCUGGAGGAGAGCACCUUCCCAAACAGGACAGCCAACAUCACUGUGAUGAUCACCAAUUUCAACGAAAGAAGGUCUCUGGUCAGUAAGACCCACAGCCUUCAAUUCAAGCAUGCCUUCAUCGCAGUUCUUCCCAAGCCAUCGGUGAUGUACAUGAACACAAGCCGCGGGCUUUCUGACCACAAAGAGUUCCUCUUCAAUAUACAUGGGGAGAACCUCUUUGGAGCAGAGUUCCUGCUGAAAAUCUGUGUUCCGAUCAAAUUACAAGGUCUUCACCUUGUAAGAGUGAAGAACCUGACCAAGACUCAGGCUCACACUGUGUGCACUCAGACCCGGGAGCGUGUUUGCGGGAGCGAUCCGGUUCAGCUUGUGGAAGAAUGGCAUUCGGUGAGCUGUAACAUCUCCUCGGAUAAAGAAAAUGUAACCGUGGCUGCAGAGCUCUCCUUCAGUCAAUCAGAGCAGUUACCAAGAGAUGUAACUGAGCUGCAGAUCCUUGGUGAAAUAUCUUUCAACAAGUCUCUCUAUGAGGGGCUGAAUUCAGAGAACCACAGAACUAAGAUCACUGUCAUCUUCCUGAAAGAUGAGGAGGCAUAUUCCCUGCCUCUCAUCAUUAAAAGCAGUGUUGGUGGCCUUCUGGUUUUGAUCGUGAUUGUAGUCAUCCUAGUCAAGUGUGGCUUUUUUAAAAGAAAAUACCAACAGCUGAACUUGGAGAGCAUAAGGAAGGAUCAGCUGAAGUCAGAGAGUCUGCUCGAUGAAGAAAAUUAGGACCAGCUUCUUCAUCCGGUGGGAGAGUAUCUGCCAGUCCCUGAACUUCUGGAGACCUGGUGUCCUACUGGCUGCUCUUCCUUUAGGGUGAUGGAGAGCAGGAGCUAACAGAUCAUGGAAUGUUGUUUUAAAACCAUACAUUGUCCCCAAAGUGUCUGUGCAUUGUGCGAAAAAGAAAUCGGGGAAGCAUUUGGUAUUAAAUAAAGUUACACUGUUUUCUUUACAGAA
Vicugna pacos (alpaca) is the source of this 3539-nucleotide messenger RNA. The record is from RefSeq and is a predicted model, not a curated record. Lineage: Eukaryota; Metazoa; Chordata; Mammalia; Artiodactyla; Camelidae.